AUGCAACUGAUUUGCUGCGGGGCGCGCAUUUGUGCGGCUUGCGGAAUAUCAAAACUUCAACAAUUAUCCCAAUGUCCGUUCUGUGAGGAAUCUGGAAUACCUGAGGCCAGAGAUGAUAAAGGUUUCCGACGAGAACUUGAAGGUCUAUCAAUAAACUGUCCUAGAUGCAAUGAUCAAUCGUUUAGACUUUUCAAAGACUUGCCAACGCAUCUCAACGACAAACAUUGUGAUCUUGAUAAUGGACAAGUAGUACAAUCUGAACCAAUUCAGACAUCACAAAGUGGAUACAAACUAGCAAUUAGUUGUGGUAUAUUUGUUGAUGAACAGAAUAAAAAACGUUAUGUAUCAAUUUCAUUCAUAAUUCUUCCUGGAGAAUUUGAUCCAAUUUUAUCAUGGCCAUUUCGAUUUCCAGUCACAAUCAAGUAUGUUAAUUCUUUCAGCAUCGAAGAUCUACGAUCUUCAUUCGAUAAUAAAUAUAACAAAGAAAAUAAUGAAUCUAAUGAUUGCCAUCCGUUACAUAACGAUGUCAUAUUAGAUGUCUAUAAUUGUGAUUUAACAAUGAUUGUUAAACAUGAUUGUCUUCGUGGUAAAUCGAUGAUUGACAAUGGAUUAUGUUCGUUAUGGUCAGGUGUACGAGUAACAUAUGGAAUCAAUCAACGACGUGGAGCUUUUCAAAUAAAAAUUCUUCAUCAUUUACAUUCUUCUGAUUUAUUACAUAAUGGAAUUACAUAUGGGAUUCGAGUUGAUUGGUUAACCAAUGAGAGUGAUGAAUCAUUAUCUUAUGGAUAUGAAGAAACAGGAUAUUUAGUUGAUGAUAUAAUAACAUGUUAUGCAAAUUUUGAAAGUGAAUGUGGCAAUAUUUUAUUAUCUUUUGCUAAAAAUGAUUUAAAUAUUGAGUUAGAAUAUCGUAUAAAUUAUGAAGAUAUUCAUUCAGGUCGAUUAUUUUCUCAUAUAUUCAUUAAAAAUCUUUCAUUUCAAAUUAAUUUUGGUCAAUUAAAUACAAAAUAUUUUCUUCAAUCAAAUUUUCGUUUAAUAAAUGAUUAUGAUGAAGAUGAGAGAAUUCGAGGUAGAUUAGAUCCAUCAAGUAAACAAGAAUGUGAAAAUAAUAAUUGUGAUUGUUAUUAUAAAAUAAUUGAUCGAGCAACAAAAUGUCUUAAAAUAAUGUUUGAUUUAGCUUCAUCUCAAAAACGAAAUUUUAUAAUUGAUCAAACAAAUGUUUAUGGAAAUAAUCGUCGUCGUAAAAUGUCUUUAUUUUAUGGAUUCUAUCGAUGA
Rotaria sordida is the source of this 1272-nucleotide messenger RNA. The record is from the annotation of a GenBank genome assembly. Lineage: Eukaryota; Metazoa; Rotifera; Eurotatoria; Philodinida; Philodinidae.